Spea bombifrons (plains spadefoot toad) is the source of this 1317-nucleotide messenger RNA. RefSeq names its product phenylethanolamine N-methyltransferase (gene PNMT). Gene Ontology annotation, molecular function: phenylethanolamine N-methyltransferase activity. NCBI's taxonomy places the organism in Eukaryota, Metazoa, Chordata, Amphibia, Anura, Pelobatidae. The transcript has 3 exons. Gene Ontology annotation, cellular component: cytosol. The record is from RefSeq and is a predicted model, not a curated record. The coding region runs from base 146 to 1021 and encodes 291 amino acids.
GGUGUCUGGCAGAUAAAGUAAUGACAUUUCUAGAUACCCUCGUGCUGCUCCUUUCCACCUGGGGGCAGAAUGGGAGAUGCUAUCGCUCGGAUGGAGGAAGAGCUCUAAUGUUGAGUGAUGGGAAAUGUAGCUCUAAUGGAGAGUAAUGAUAGGUCAGAAAGCAUAUAUCUGCCCUAUAAAGGUGCGUGAGCAUCGGACGCUCGCAAUCCUUGCUGCAAACAUGAGCACCAUACAGAGCAUCGCUGAGAACUAUCAGUCAUUCAAUCCCAGAGCCUACCUGCAGAAUAACUACGUGCCGCCGCGGGCAGACUUCUCCAACAAGGACAGCGUGGUGCCCUGGAAGCUGCAGUGCCUCGCUGAUGCCUGCGCCAAAGGCGAGAUUGGUGGACAGACCCUGGUAGACAUCGGCUCCGGUCCCACCGUGUACCAGCUGCUCAGCGCCUUUGAGCUGUUCAAGGAGGUGGUUCUGACCGACUAUCUGGAAGUGAAUCGAAAGGAGCUGAAGAAAUGGCUGCAAGACGAGCCAGGGUCCUUCGACUGGAGUGCUUACGUCAAUCACGUCUGCAGCAUUGAGGGAAAGGGAGAGUCCUGGCAGGAGAAGCAGACACGUUUGAGAGAGCGGGUUACCCGAGUCGUACCGGUGGACAUCCAUCAGGCUCGGCCUCUGGGUGACGCGUUUGCCCCGGGUUCGGUGGACGGUCUGGUCUCCUCCUUCUGUCUGGAGGCCUGCAGCCCAAACUAUGAGGCAUUUGAGAAGGCUCUUCAGAAUGUCACCGGGCUCCUUAAACCUGGGGGUCACUUACUGAUGAUCGGGGCGCUAGAAGAGUCCUAUUACCUGGCAGGGGAGGCUCGCCUCACCGUGGUGUGCCUCACGGAAGAGAUGGUCAGAAAAGCACUGCGUCACGUUGGCUACAAAAUCAGGGAUUUCCGCACGUACUCAAUGCCUCCGAGCAUGAGAAUUGGGGUGGAUGACGUCAAAGGGAUUUUCUUCACCUGGGCCCAAAAGCAGGGCCACAAUUAAUGUUUCUUACGCUGCUGUCAGCCACUAUUCCCUAUGCGUCAGGUCCAACUGAUAAUGCACUUAUCCUUGAAUCAUAAUAAUAAAAUAUGUUCUAUUACAAGUGUUCUUAGUACCUUCAACUAUCUGCUGGUGACUCUGCAUGCCCUACUUAAUUUCCAAGAGCCCCUUCUGUGUUUCAAAAAGGGAAAGAGCCAUAGAGCCUUCAACAUGAACAAGCAAUGUUGGAUAUUCCCAUUGAAUUCCUUUUUCAGCAAGCUCCUCACAUUGGAAGAUACCAAGUUAAGUAAAUUUCCUUU